CAAUUACGUCACAAGCUCGCUGGACUUUAGAUCGUGUUCGCAGGUCUGAGGGAGAGACGAACCUGGAAGCCACCUGCGGACGGAUGACACACGAUGGCCAAGUUUCUGUCUCAGACUCAGAUUAAUGAAUUUAAAGAAUGUUUCUCGCUCUAUGAUAAGAAGCGGAAGGGGAAAAUCGAAGCCAAGGAUCUGAUCACGGUGAUGCGGUCUUUAGGCACAAGUCCCACUUUCAGUGAAGUGGACCGACACCUACUGGUCCAUAAAAUAGAUAAAAUGGGCGAGUUGGACUUCUCUACCUUCCUGACCAUCAUGCACAGACAGAUGCAGCAGGAAGACCCCAAGACGGAGAUCCUGGAGGCCAUGCGCAUGACGGACAAGCAGAAGAAGGGCUAUAUCCUGGCGUCUGAGCUCCGUGCCAAGCUCACAGGCCUGGGAGAGAAGCUGACUGAUAAAGAAGUCGAUGAGCUGUUCAAGGAGGCCAACGUCGGCCCUGAUGGCCGGAUUCACUACGAGGAGUUUACCAGGAUGGUCACUCUGCCUCAGGCCGACUACUGAAGCACCAAACAGGUCCACUGCCUGGACUUAUCAGUGGGCCUGUAUCAAGUUAUAUUAAUCAACAGGCAUUUACAAAAACAUGAAUCACUUGACUUUUUUGUCUAUUUCUAGACAUUUUCUUGAGUCUAAGUUCGAGUUUUUAUAGGUGGAUCAUUUGUCUUAUUACAACCAUUUAUUUAUAGAAUAAUGAUCUGGCAACAGAGAGACAGCUUUCAGCUUAAAAUCAGUAAAAAAAAAAAUGUCUAGAAACAUCUAGGCUUAAUAGUCUUGUUUAUUUCUCUUGUUCACUUUAAGACAGUAGUAAACGAGUGUCUAUAGCUGCUAGAACCAAACAGGAACCAGCUUC
Messenger RNA from Hemibagrus wyckioides, 901 nucleotides. It is a transcript of the gene calml4a, whose product is annotated as calmodulin-like 4a. Gene Ontology annotation, cellular component: myosin II complex. Gene Ontology annotation, molecular function: calcium ion binding. Bases 94 to 555 code for a protein of 153 amino acids. The transcript is spliced from 5 exons. Lineage: Eukaryota; Metazoa; Chordata; Actinopteri; Siluriformes; Bagridae. The record is from RefSeq and is a predicted model, not a curated record.